GCGACGCCUAUGGAUAUGUGAGGCGUCUGGCGGUUGGCGGGUCGCUAGUUUCAUGGCACCGUUCGUUUUUCGAACGCCACGAAGUAGAUAACAUAGAAACGCAAAGCAGGGCCGAGUAGUUGAGUAACUUGAGGGAAUUUGGAAUUCUCAAAAUGAAAAUAGACUAUAAUCACGUGUAUGGUUAUAUGUAUGACACAAGUGCAACUGUUUUUGUUUAGAAAAGUUAAACUUUUCACCCCGAAAAUUAUUCUAAAUUUCAAUGACAAUAUCGUUUAAUUAAUAUCAUAAUAAUAAUGAAAUAAUUUCGAAAAUGUUACAAAGAAAUUUUCAAAAAGUUUCUUUACAACGAAGAAAUUUAUUUGACUUUUUCCAAUCGAGUAAAAAGUCUCCAAAGUUGGGACCUAAUGAGAAAAAUAAUUCAUUUGGCAAAUAUGACAUCGUUGAGCCGUGGACGGUUUCUGAACGAAGAACAGUGCCAUCUUAUAUACCAAAACCAUCUUAUGCACAGUCUUCGAUUCCUCGCGAAUCACCAAAAUUUGAAGAAGUUAAAGACGAAAAUCAAAUAGAAGCAAUGAGGCACAGUUGCCUUUUGGCAAAACGAAUUCUAAAUCAAAUUCACGCUCUUAUAAAGCCAGGUGAGACGACAGAUUCAAUUGAUGGAAAAGUUCACGAACUUAUAAUUUACAAUACUGCCUAUCCAAGUCCAUUGAAUUAUCGAGGGUAUCCAAAAUCAAUUUGCACUAGUAUUAAUAAUGUUGCCUGCCAUGGAAUACCGGACAGUCGACCACUUAAAAAUGGAGACAUACUCAAUGUUGACAUAACUGUGUUUUUGAAUGGUUAUCACGGUGACUGUUCGACAAUGUUUCAAGUUGGAUCAGUAGAUAGCGAAGGAAAACGCUUAAUUUCCGCAACAGAAAUUUGUCUAAUGGAAGCAAUAAAAAUUUGCAAACCUAAUGAAAAUUUCAAGAACAUUGGAAGCGUUAUUCAAGAGACUGCCGAGAAACAAGGAUUUGGAAUAAUUCCAGCCUUUGCUGGUCACGGAAUUGGAACCUAUUUUCAUGGUCCUCCGGAUAUUUUUCAUUGCCUAAACGAAGUGGAGGGGCAAAUGCAACCAGGAAUGACUUUUACAAUUGAGCCAGUUUUAACUCAAGGAGGUCCUGAAAUUGAAAUUUUAGAAGACGGUUGGACUGCUGUCACUACUGAUAAUGCAAGAACCGCUCAAUGCGAGCACACAAUUUUAAUUACCGAAACAGGCUGUGAUAUUCUUACUUUGUAGGAAAAUUUAGAAAAUUCAAAUAAAAAUUUUUAAUAACA
This is a messenger RNA of Leptopilina heterotoma, 1314 nucleotides long. RefSeq names its product methionine aminopeptidase 1D, mitochondrial. The record is from RefSeq and is a predicted model, not a curated record. Lineage: Eukaryota; Metazoa; Arthropoda; Insecta; Hymenoptera; Figitidae. The transcript is spliced from 6 exons. Gene Ontology annotation, molecular function: metalloaminopeptidase activity. Gene Ontology annotation, biological process: proteolysis. Bases 311 to 1276 code for a protein of 321 amino acids.